Messenger RNA from Erpetoichthys calabaricus (reedfish), 2144 nucleotides. Its product is annotated as tripartite motif-containing protein 16-like. The transcript has 7 exons. The coding region runs from base 1 to 1689 and encodes 562 amino acids. The record is from RefSeq and is a predicted model, not a curated record. Gene Ontology annotation, molecular function: zinc ion binding; protein binding. Lineage: Eukaryota; Metazoa; Chordata; Cladistia; Polypteriformes; Polypteridae.
AUGGUCAGUGUGGCUGUCCACCAGCUGAAGCCUUCAGUGUCUGUGGAUCAACACACCUGCUUGGUGUGUCUGGAGGUCCCGAAGGAGCCGGUCACUAUCCCGUGUGGACACAGCUACUGCGUGGACUGUAUUAAUAACUACUGGGACAAGUCCAACACAACGGGGUUCUACCUCUGCCCUCAGUGCACACAGAUAUUUGAUGGGAGACCAGAGCUUAACAGAAAGGCCAUGUCAACAGAUUUAAAAGAAGUGGAGGUGAGGGCUGACGUUGCCCCAUCUCAGAGCAACAUUGGACCUAGUGAUGUGCCCUGUGAUGUGUGCACUGGAAGAAAAAGGAAAUCUUCAAAGACUUGUCUGACCUGCAUGGCCUCCUACUGUGAGGAUCACCUCCAGUUACACAGGGAGUGUGGAGCCUUCAAGAGACACAAACUGGAGGAGCCGACUGGAAAUCUCAAGGACAGAAUCUGCACAAAACACCAGAAAGUUCUGGAAAUCUUCUGUAGGACCGACGAGAGCUUCAUCUGCUUAUUGUGUGCGGCGACUGAGCAUAAGAGUCACAACACAGUGACACCUGAUGUGGAGAGAGCUGGGAGACAGAGUCAUUUGGAAAAGAAAAAGACUGAAAUGAAAAAGCAAAUUCAGGAGAAAGAGAAAAAACUGGAGGAAAUGAAGAGAACCAUAAUGAGGAUUCAGUACCUGAGACAAAAAGAAUUGCAGAAACAUAAGAAGACCUUCAAGUCCAUCUUUCAAGCUCUUGAGAGGCUGUGGUUGGAGAUUGGAAGUCUGAUUCGAGAUUAUGAGAGGAGGGAGGUGAGAAAGACCGAAGACGUUGUUGAGCGACUGGACAGAGAGAUCAAGGAGCUGAAGAGGACAGACGCAGAGCUGACAGAUCUCUCACAGGCCGACGACCACAUCCACUUCCUAAAGAAGUUUUCAUCACUCUGUGCCCCUCCUGAAGAUGAAGAUAUAACUGACGUCACCAUUAAUGAAGAUUUUCUUCCUGAGACACUGAAGAAGGGCCUUUCUACUCUGAUGAAGAAUCUGGAGGCGAUGAGUGGCUGGGAGUUUGUGAAGACCAUUAAGACCGGGGCUGACGAUGCAAGUCACGUCCUGCAGAAUCUGAAGAGUAGAAAUGGACUUUUGCAGCACUCCUGUCCACUCUCCCUGGACCCCAGCACAGCACACCGAUGGCUAGAUCUGUCUGAAGGGAACAGGAAGGUAAAACGCCACGUGACAGAGACCCAAUACCCCGAUCACUCAAACAGAUUUGACUUUUGUCACCAAGUUCUGUGCAGAGAGACUCUGAGUGGGACUCGCUGUUACUGGGAGGUCGAGUGGAGCGGUGAGUGGGCCGAGAUUGGAGUCGCAUAUAAAGGGAUUGGCAGGAAAGGAUGGAGUUACGAGUCUCUCCUUGGAUGGAAUGACAAGUCUUGGAGUUUAAUCUGCUCCGAGUCCACAUUUUCUGUGUGGCACAAUAAUGUGAGGACUGAAAUCAGAGCACCCCACAGCCACAGAAUAGGUGUGUAUCUGGACUAUCCUGCAGGCUUUCUGGCCUUUUAUGGCAUCUCAGACACAAUGACCCUCCUGCACAGGUUCAAAACCUCCUUCACUGAGCCUCUCUAUCCAGGGUUUGGUGUUGGAUGGGACUCAAGUGUGACAAUCUGCCCUCUUAACUUGUCUGACCAGUGACUGGUGUCACAUGCAGUUCAUUUCAUGUCUCCUGUCACACACACUGUCAUGUUAUUUUGAAGUGAACAGAAUAAAAAUCAGCAUAUUGUGAUGGAAUUCUUCUUCCUGGAACCCCCUCCUGGAGUGGGUAAGCAGAGUCUCAAUCCUUCAUGGAGGUCUUCAACAGGAGAACUAAGAGAAGAUCAGACUGUGAGACUACAUUCAUGCAGUGAACAUAAAUCUAAAAACUGCCAUCAUUAGGUGACCUUUCUCCUUCUCCCUUAUUUAUGUUCAGUACUCUCAGUGGCCACAAGGUGGCACUGUUGCUGUAAAAUUUAAGCUCAGCCACGCAAAGAGAGAUGUAAGAAUUGUGUCCACGUCGCCCAGAAAAUGAAAUCCUAGUUUGGUUUGAAAAUAUUGAAUAGUGAGUAUAAAUGAAAGAUUACAUUAAAUCUAAUAAACCAGUAUGGUCCUUG